Messenger RNA from Babesia bovis T2Bo, 642 nucleotides. Its product is annotated as NifU-like domain containing protein. NCBI's taxonomy places the organism in Eukaryota, Apicomplexa, Aconoidasida, Piroplasmida, Babesiidae. Bases 148 to 612 code for a protein of 154 amino acids. Gene Ontology annotation, molecular function: iron-sulfur cluster binding; iron ion binding. The record is from RefSeq and is a predicted model, not a curated record. Gene Ontology annotation, cellular component: mitochondrion. The transcript has 2 exons. Gene Ontology annotation, biological process: iron-sulfur cluster assembly.
AGCAGGCAUAGACAUGUUACACCCUGGCGAGCAGCUGCAAUAAUACUGCACCUUUGACUAAUUUAGGCAUAUAACUAACAUGCUAGUUACACACUACAGAUGUGCUGUAUCAUAGAGUAAUAUCUUCACUGGAUAACUCUAGCAACGAUGUCGUUCGUGUUAAAUGCCUUCCAGAGGUUGUUGCGUUCUCCCGUCAGAUAUACAUGCCACGGUGUAUUUAGACCGUUAAAUAAUGAAACUAUGAACUCUUCAAGUCUGGUUACAUGUUCACGGCGCUACUUAUCGACAAGAGAACGUGCAGUGGUACCCAGCAGUUACAGUGAAGCUGAUCUUGAAGUAGUGGAUUCAAUCAAGCUUUUGAUUGACAAGCGCAUUGCUCCGGUGGUAAGACAGGACGGUGGCGAUGUGUCAUUUAUAUCAUAUGAUCCGGAAACUGGGUUUGUUUACGUACGCCUUAGCGGUGCUUGUGUAGGCUGUGCCCAAAGCGACAUUACACUAAAGCACAUGAUACAGGGUACGCUGUGCCACUACCUAGAUGAUGUCACUGGUGUCAUGAACUGUGACGAAGAAGGCUUUGUAAUAUCGAGCACAGACGAAGACAGUGAUUACUAGUGAUCAUAAUAAUCGCGUAAAUAUUAACUA